AUGCCCGCCAAAGGAAUUCUAACGACCUCUUCAGCCAGGAACGGCGUCGGCGCUUUCAUCCUCCAAUGUAAACGCCUUGACUUUCACUACUGCACCCACGGUGCCAGCUCACGAGGCAUGCUGUUAGUAGCCCUCAAAACUCUAGCACUAAAUCUACUGAUCGAUGUCGUGCUAAUUGAUCGAUUCACCAGCUCCUUCCUUACCAAGAGCCUUCCCGCUUUUGCCCGCGAACAUCCCCAGAUCGAAAUUCGGGUAUCCCCACGACACGGAAAGCACCCUGUCAUUCAAGGCUAUUACAUCAAUGGUGGCGAGAAGGCCAUCUGUGUUCGCAGUCUCGAACCCCUCGAAAUUAUGAAAAAGGCCAUGAUCCUCAAGGAUGCGAGCGGAGAGAAGCUGAAGAGGACUAAAAAGCCCGUCACUAGUUUGAACGAUAGUGUACGUGGUAUCUGGUCACCAUAUCACGGUGAUCUCCGUGGCGUAUAA
Molecule: messenger RNA, 483 nt
Organism: Penicillium taxi
Lineage: Eukaryota; Fungi; Ascomycota; Eurotiomycetes; Eurotiales; Aspergillaceae
Product: mitochondrial 54S ribosomal mL43 domain-containing protein
Exons: 2
Coding region: 1-483 (160 amino acids)
Biological process (GO): mitochondrial translation
Cellular component (GO): mitochondrial large ribosomal subunit
Molecular function (GO): structural constituent of ribosome
Source: RefSeq, a predicted model, not a curated record